Molecule: messenger RNA, 288 nt
Organism: Grammomys surdaster
Lineage: Eukaryota; Metazoa; Chordata; Mammalia; Rodentia; Muridae
Product: secretoglobin family 2A member 1-like
Exons: 3
Coding region: 1-288 (95 amino acids)
Biological process (GO): androgen receptor signaling pathway
Source: RefSeq, a predicted model, not a curated record
AUGAAGCUGGUGAUUCUGUUCAUGUUGGUCACCAUCCCCAUUUACUGCUAUGCCAGUGGUUCUGGCUGCAGUACUCUAGAUGAAGUCAUUAAUCAUACAAUUGACCCAUCUGUGUCUUUGGAAGACUAUCUGGGAUUGCUUAGUCCAUAUGUACACGGACCUCUUACUAAAAAUGCUGUGACGGAAUUCAAACAAUGUUUUCUAGACCAGGACGAGGAGACUCUGAACUAUUCUAAAGUGAUGAUGGAGGCAAUAUUUAACAGCGACAGCUGUCAACAGUCAUCAUAA